This is a messenger RNA of Rhagoletis zephyria (snowberry fruit fly), 710 nucleotides long. RefSeq lists its product as uncharacterized. Gene Ontology annotation, cellular component: nucleus. The record is from RefSeq and is a predicted model, not a curated record. Lineage: Eukaryota; Metazoa; Arthropoda; Insecta; Diptera; Tephritidae.
GUGUAAUAGAAAAACAUGGAUUAUUGUUAAAUAUUUACAAAAUUAUCAGAUCGAAGAUUACAACAAAUCGGUCGCAAUACGAAAAAAUGGUAGAAUGCUUGACCGAAAGGCCGGACAUUGUUCGCGGCUUUGCAAAAGGAGCAAAAGAGGAUGUAGUGGAGUUUUGGGAAAGCGUCGCUCAGCAGCUAAACAGCUUAGGCCCACCGACAAAAGAUGUAUCCAGCUGGAAAAAGGUAUGGCUCGAUUAUAAGUGCUACAUUAAAAGAAAACUUUCUGCAAGUAAAGCAGAGACGAGGGCAACUGGUGGUGGACCCAACAGAAUGCGUAAUUUCAAUGAGUUGGAGGAAAAAGUGAUCGAGUUGACGGGUUUGCACUCUUCCACAUCGGGGAUCAAUGGAGCUGUCUCUUUUGGUGUGGUAACAACACAGACGGUUACCCUACCGGUGGUGGAACCUGCGGCAGUCGUUCGUAUGCCAACUGAGCCAGACAAUGCCAAUGUGCAGAGGCGUUCCCCUCCGGCUGAGUCUGCAAACGAACUGGCAGAUAACGUGCGACGCAUGUACACAGUGCAAGAAAACAUGCAUGACAUGAAGAAAGAAAAAUUGCGUGAAUUAAAGCGGCACAAUAUUGAAAUGGAGGCCCUUAAAAGAAAGGAGCGUGAUUUGCAGGAAAAAUUACUGCGGAUACAAGAAAGAAGCCAGCGAAAAUGA